Molecule: messenger RNA, 1080 nt
Organism: Mastomys coucha (southern multimammate mouse)
Lineage: Eukaryota; Metazoa; Chordata; Mammalia; Rodentia; Muridae
Gene: Cenpv
Product: centromere protein V
Exons: 5
Coding region: 106-864 (252 amino acids)
Biological process (GO): positive regulation of cytokinesis; regulation of chromosome organization; pericentric heterochromatin formation
Cellular component (GO): spindle midzone; nucleus; kinetochore
Molecular function (GO): carbon-sulfur lyase activity
Source: RefSeq, a predicted model, not a curated record
GCCGCGCACCACCCCCCGGGCCUUCAGGUUGUCGGAGGCGGGGACGCGCAUCGGCCGGCGGGAGCGCGCAGAGCUGAGAGGCCUGUGAGCCGGGCUGAGGGAGACAUGCGGCGGACUCGUAGCGCCGUGGCCACCCACCCGCGGGAGCAGCGGCGCUUGGGGGCCUCUGGGGACUUCAGCGGCGGAGAGAGCCUCGAGCGGCGCUCCCAGAGCAGGACUAGGGCGGGGGCCGGGGGCGGGGGCGGGACGGCCGGUCCGCAGCCAUCGGCAAAGCCACGGCCUAAGCCACCGCCGCGGGCCCAAGAGGCGGCCGCCGAGGAGCGGCCGCCGGCGGACACCCCCGCCGCCUCGGCGUCGGCGCUCGACCUGGGGGAGCAGCGGGAGCGCUGGGAGACGUUCCAGAAGCGGCAACGGCUCAGCUUCGAGGGCGCCGCCAAGCUACUGCUGGACACCUUUGAGUACCAGGGCCUGGUGAAGCACACGGGAGGCUGCCACUGUGGAGCAGUUCGGUUUGAAGUUUGGGCUUCAGCAGACUUACACAUCUUUGACUGCAACUGUAGCAUUUGCAAGAAGAAGCAGAAUAGACACUUCAUUGUUCCAGCUUCUCGCUUCAAACUCCUGAAGGGUGCUGAGAGCAUAACCACGUACACGUUUAACACGCACAAAGCCCAGCACACCUUCUGUAAGAGAUGUGGUGUCCAGAGCUUCUAUACUCCGCGCUCCAACCCUGGGGGCUUUGGAAUUGCCCCCCACUGCCUGGACGAAGGUACUGUGCGGAGUGUGGUCACUGAGGAAUUCAAUGGCAGUGACUGGGAGCGAGCCAUAAAGGAGCACAAGACCAUCAAGAAUAUGUCUAAGGAGUGAGCAGGGCCGGAGCCCUGUAGGUUGCAUGGGUGUGUGUUGCUGUGCAGGCCUGGGCUGCCAUCUCCACUCCCUGUGUCCCUGCAGUUCGCUCCAGCCACCAUUUCUUUAGGCAGCUCUGCCCUUUACCCAGGUUUUAUGUAAAACACUUAAACCUCUCCCUUCCUACCAACUUUUGUGUGAUCUUUUAGAAAAUAAAUAUUUCUGACAUUAAUGCUA